Zingiber officinale is the source of this 981-nucleotide messenger RNA. Its product is annotated as nodal modulator 3-like. Gene Ontology annotation, cellular component: endoplasmic reticulum membrane. The record is from RefSeq and is a predicted model, not a curated record. NCBI's taxonomy places the organism in Eukaryota, Viridiplantae, Streptophyta, Magnoliopsida, Zingiberales, Zingiberaceae. Bases 73 to 966 code for a protein of 297 amino acids. The transcript has 9 exons.
UAACUCGAAAAGCCAGCAAACCAAAUAAUAAGUUGAACGAUCCCUCGGCACUUCAUUGGAUCUGAUCUGCCAAUGCCCAACUCGAGAGGGAUGGGAAUCGGCGGUCUCGUCCUCGUCGGCCUUCUUUUCGCCGUCCUUCCCCUACCAUCUGCGGCAGAUGAGAUUCAUGGCUGCGGCGGGUUCGUAGAGGCGAGCUCGUCGUUGAUCAAAUCAAGGAAGGCUUCGGACACGAAGUUGGAUUAUUCACAGAUAAGGGUUGAACUUUGCACACUUGAUGGGUUGGUAAAGGAGUGGACUCAGUGUGCGCCAAAUGGUUACUACUUUAUCCCAGUUUAUGACAAGGGGUCAUUUCUUCUCCGAGUAAAGGGACCUGAUGGAUGGUCAUUGAAACCUGACAAUGUUCCUGUCACAGUUAACCAAGAUGGCUGUAACUCAAAUAUAGAUAUCAAUUUCAUUUUCACAGGGUUUUCACUAUCAGGAAGGGUUAAAGGCGCUGUCGGUGGUGAAAGCUGUUCUAUGAAAGAUGGUGGACCAUCUGAUAUAAAAGUCGACCUCUUAUCAUUAUCAGAUGAAUCUAUUGCUUCUUCUUUGACAUCAGAAUCAGGACUUUAUUCAUUUACCAAUAUCCUUCCAGGAAAGUAUAAAUUAGGUGCUUCACAUCCAAAUUUAGAAGUUGAAGUUAGAGGCACGCCAGAGGUGAAUUUAGGCUUUGGAAAUGCUGUGGUAGAUGAUGUCUUCUUGGUACAUGGGUAUGAUCUUCAUGGUUUUGUGGUUGCACAGGGAAAUCCAAUUGUGGGUGUUCAUAUCUUUUUAUAUUCAGCUGAUGUAGUGGACGUGUAUUGUCCACAAGGUCCCGGUAAUGGACCUGGGCAAGGAACUGCUCUUUGCCAUGCCAUUUCUGAUGCAGAAGGGAAAUUUGUCUUCAAAUCUUUACCUUGUGGUAACUUUAUUGUUUGGUGGAUAUGAUUUAUCUAUUUUUAU